Rhinichthys klamathensis goyatoka is the source of this 1650-nucleotide messenger RNA. It is a transcript of the gene krt99, whose product is annotated as keratin 99. The transcript is spliced from 9 exons. Bases 63 to 1427 code for a protein of 454 amino acids. The record is from RefSeq and is a predicted model, not a curated record. NCBI's taxonomy places the organism in Eukaryota, Metazoa, Chordata, Actinopteri, Cypriniformes, Leuciscidae. Gene Ontology annotation, molecular function: structural molecule activity.
UUAGCUUAGAUGUUUAAUUUCGACAUUGGCAGACAUCCAUCCACAGAUCUUCUGAAUUAGCCAUGUCGGUCCGUCGCAGUAGUAAGACGUUCACCACUCGGAGUGUGUUCGGGUCAGCUGGCCAUGGUUCCGCUGGUGGACUGGUCAUGAACGGAUUGGGGAGUUCAAUGGUCAAUUUGUCUUUUGGUGCACAAAACUAUGGCAGCGCUGGGGGCUACGGUGCGCGCCUCUCCAGAUCUUUGUCCACUUCAUCCUUGACGACGGCUGUUAAUGAGGUUCAGCUGUAUCCCAACGAGAAGCAGACCAUGCAGAACCUCAAUGACCGACUGGCAUCUUACCUGGAGCGGGUGCGCUCUUUGGAGCAGGCCAACAAGAAACUCGAGCUGCAAAUUAAGGAGUUUUAUGACAACAAGAGCCCGAUGCAGAGCAAAAACAUGAGUGGUUAUUUGACAACCAUUUCUGAGCUCAGCAUACAGAUUCACAGUCGUUUUAUGGAGAACGCAAAGCUCCGUCUGAAGCUGGGCAACACCAAGCUCGCCACUGAAGAUUUCCACUUGAAGUAUGAGACUGAACUGAACUUGCGUUCAGUUGUGGAAGCAGAUUCGGCUCGACUGCGAGGGAUUCUGGGAGAGAUGAAGCUGUCCAUUGGAGACCUGGAUAACCAGCUAACUGGACUGAAAGAGGAGUUGCUGUACAUGAAGAAGAGCCACGAGGAGGAUCUUCAUUUGUUGCGAGAGAGGCAAAGCGGCUCUGUGAACGUGGAGAUGGACUGUGCAGCUCAGCCAGAUCUUGAUAAGGAGUUGCAGGAGAUGAGAGCUCAGUAUGAGAUGCUUAUUGAGAAAAAUCGCAGGGAGGCUGAAAGAUGGUUCCAGAGCAAGGCAGAGGGGUUGCAGACUCAGGUGACCACCAGCUAUACUGAAGUCAAGACAUCUCAGACUGAGCUCACUGAUGUGAAGAGAACAUUCCAGAGCCUGGAGAUAGAAGUACAGGGGGCUCUCACAAUGAAACAAAACCUGGAGCAGAGUUUGGCUGAUGUGGGCGUACGCUAUACUGUCCAGCUGAGUCAGCUGCAGUUGCAAAUAGACCACCUGCAGGACGAGCUACAGAGACUCAAUGCCAACAUCCGACAACAGGCUUCCGAGUACAAUCUGCUGCUGGACAUCAAGAUGAGGCUGGAGAUGGAGAUCGCUGAAUACAGGAGGCUGCUGGGAGGAGAAGCUCAAACGACCGUCAUAAGCACGUCUGAGUCUUCCAUGACUAAAACCUCCAUGACAGAGACAGAAACAGUGACCAAAACAAUGGAGAUAAAGGAAGAGGAAGAGCAUAACCCUCACCUCCAGCGCAGAGUGAAGGUCAUUGUGGAGGAGAUCGUGGAUGGCAAAGUCGUAUCUUCUUCUGUUGAGGAGAAUAUCCAUGAAAUUAGCUGAGAAGAUAAUGCUAUAACAAAAAUAAUCUUAUAUGUAGACUCUAAUGACAAAUGGUGUUUGAUUUGUUGUGUUUUGGAUAAUAGCCACUAGGUGUCGCUGUAUAUCAAUUAAACGAUCAGCUAGUCUAAAUUAAUUCAAGGUGAGGGUUGAAACUAAAGUACAAGUAAGAGAGUGAGAUAGCGACAUGGUCAGUGUGAGGCAAAGAAGUUUUUUUUUGUUUUUG